Molecule: messenger RNA, 3587 nt
Organism: Erpetoichthys calabaricus (reedfish)
Lineage: Eukaryota; Metazoa; Chordata; Cladistia; Polypteriformes; Polypteridae
Product: Wilms tumor protein 1-interacting protein-like
Exons: 8
Coding region: 508-2466 (652 amino acids)
Biological process (GO): regulation of DNA-templated transcription; cytoskeleton organization; positive regulation of miRNA-mediated gene silencing
Cellular component (GO): transcription regulator complex; nucleus; P-body
Molecular function (GO): transcription corepressor activity
Source: RefSeq, a predicted model, not a curated record
CCGGCGAGCUGCGAGUUGCUGACUGCCGAUUGUAUUUUGAAAGUUCGAAGCCAACGUGGCUUCCGCCGCGUGAACCUUUGUGGCCCCGGCAUUGGUGGUGCUGCUGCUGCUGGUGAAGAGAAGUUAACGACGAGACGCUGAAGAAGCGAAACACGAAGGCGGGAGGACGGACAGGCGGGCUGGUCUUCUGGGGCAUCGCGCUGGCCGCGUAGCCGGGAGGAGAGGAGAGGAAAGCGCCCAGCGGAGUGCGAGGAGGCGCUGAAAGUUCACCCCCGAGGCUGAAAGUUUUUCGAAACACUUUGUUGGCGACGGUGGCAGCGAGUAGGAGUGUUGCUGGGACGUCGACGCCGGGCCGCAGAACGUGAAGACGAGUCCGAGUUAUGCUGGCGGCCGCGGGGCGGGCACAGAGGGAUACGGCGCUCCUUCGCUCGGAUUAACGUGGCCGCCACCGCCGAGGUGAGUGAGACUUCUCGGGUCUGCUGACAGUACUGCAAGUUGAGUACAAAAAUGGCCAACUACGACGACCUGGGCUUGGAGGCCAGUAAAUUCAUCGAGGAUCUCAACAUGUACGAGGCGUCCAGAGAUGGGCUCUUCAGAGUGAAAAAAGAAGCGGGCAACAAUCCCGACUUUGAGCAAACCAGGAAAGUGUUCGCUUCCAAGAUGACGAAGAUCCACAUGCAGAAGCAGCAGGAGGAAAUGGCCCUCUACAAUCUAGCGGGGCAGAACGGCAGACCCCCAGACGGCUUGUUUUAUACAAAGGAGCGGCCCCCGGUGAACAGCAGCUCCAGGCCCGCCAGAGAAGCGAAGCCCCCUCUGUCAUCCAUGCCACUGCUGGGCAACACCAAUGCCAACAACUUCCAGGAGCGGGAGAGCCCAGAGGGCCCCGUGCACAGUUCACCAGUGGACACACUGGUCUCUCAAGCCGGCAGACCCAGUAGGGUGGGCUAUCAUGAUCAACGUGAGUGUCCGAAUGACAGGCCAUACCAGGUGGCACUGCCCGGAUUGCACCAUCAGUUGUCACCACGGCAGCCUUCGGCGACGUUUGAUCAAAAACUGCUGGGCCCGCGGUCCUUCUCCUUCACCAACUCGGUCACCUCACCGCUGGCUUCUCCCAGCUCACCUUUCAUGCCAGUGCAGACAGGGAUGUCCCCUCAGAGAUCUUUGUCCUUCUCUGCUCCUUCUGCUGCCAUCAAUGACUCUUGUGAGGAGCCCGCCGGAGCAGCCCCUGUGUCGGGCAUCUGGCCAGUGAAGCAGAGUGUGAGAAACACAGGUGAAGUGACCCCAGAGCCGCAGAUGGGCAUGAACAGCGGCCUUUACAACACAAAUCCUGGCGGCUACCAGUCGCCAUCCAGUGCCAUGACGAGCAGUCGUCUUGGUGGGCAUCUGUUUGAUAUCAUCGAGAAUGGGCAGAAGCAGACCUCGCCGUCUCUCAGUUUACCGGGCCGCCAGCCUGCACUUCGUGACUCUGAAAGCAGCCCGCCAGUCCAGGGUCCUCCACCAUCGGCCACCACUGGAGAAGCGCCUCAGGUGCCCCCCUCUCAUCCAAGUAGUAACCUGUCAAAAGGGGUGUACCCGGGUCCUCAUCCCGUCACUCAGAAUGGCACCACCGUCUUGGAUCACUUGGCACCACUUCAUGAGAAGGCCCCCUCUGACCCACCUCUGACAUCACCUGGGGUCGUCUCCACGCAGGAAGCCAGUAGCCCCCCCAGCCCGCUCAAGCUUCCCUGCCAGGCACUCCUUAUACAGCCUGAACUUACGCCGUCUGCCGCAGAAAUAAAAUUAGAAGCUCUUACUAAGCGUCUGGAGCAGGAGAUGGAUGCCCAGCCGAAAGCCGACUACUUUGGUAACUGCGUGAAGUGUGCCAAAGGUGUCUAUGGGGCAAACCAGGCGUGCCAGGCAAUGGGGAAUUUGUACCAUGACAGCUGCUUUACUUGCAGUGCCUGCAGCAGACGACUUCGAGGCCGAGCCUUCUACUACGUAUGUGGCAAAGUAUUCUGUGAAGAGGAUUUCCUGUAUUCCGGAUUUCAGCAGUCUGCCGACAAAUGCAACGUCUGUGGACACCUGAUAAUGGACAUGAUUCUGCAGGCCUUAGGAAAGUCCUACCACCCAGGCUGCUUCCGCUGCGUGAUCUGCAACGAGUGUUUGGAUGGCGUGCCGUUCACGGUGGACACUGAAAACAAGAUCUACUGUGUCCGAGAUUACCACAAAGUACUUGCACCAAAAUGUGCUGCGUGUGGUCAACCCAUCCUACCCUCUGAUGGGUCUGAUGAAACCAUCCGUGUCGUCUCCAUGGACAAGGACUUCCACGUGGAGUGCUACCACUGUGAGGACUGCAACAUGGAGCUCAACGACGAGGAAGGCCACCGAUGUUUUCCACUCCACGGACGCCUCCUGUGCUACGCUUGUCACCUAAAGCAUGUUGACGGUGGGCCGCCAGCCUCCCACGUGUACCAGCACCAGUUCUGAAUGUGGGUGGGCUGGGACGGCGUGCCAGGGAGCCUUCCUGUCGGCCUGCGCUCCUCAUUUUAUGCCUCACUUGUCGAGUUUGACUUGGACGAGUUUUCGGUUUCGAUAGUGUGAGGUGGCAGCAGGGGAAGAAGCAGAGGAAGCAGGUCUUCAGGCGCCAAGCCCCCCCAAGGCCGAGAGAGACUCUCCGUCCCGGGCAACUUAGGACUGCAGGAGGUGACGAGUGUGUCACCCGACGGACCUCGCAGCACUUGAACACCAUGAAGAAGAGCAAGCGAGAGCCUGGCGUGGGAACAAGUUCUGGAGGUCCGGCGGCUGACCCCAGGAUACUCGGCUGUGCUCGGGCAGCGGGGGGUUUUGCCGAUAAGAGCGACUUGGGUUUGCACCUCAGAAUCCAAAGGAGUGCAUUGCUCCGGCGUGCCGCACCUGACCUCACACGCUUGGGCAACUUCUGAACAGGCGGACAGGUAUGGAUGGACGAGACGCUGCAGCCUUUAUGUAUUGAUGUUGUAGGAUUUCAUUUGUAAAAAGCAACAAAAUGUGUAAAAGACGUCUGAACCGUUAGCCAAACUACACGUCUACGUGUGGCCAGUGGCCUAACACAACACGUGACGUUUCCAGACCACCACUCGGUGCAGCAGGAGCCGGGGCUGUCGUGGGCGCCGGGCGCAGUUUCAAAUGGACUGAACUGGAACGUGGGUGGCGCCUGCCCUGAGCAUUCGUAUGACAGCCAGAAACGGGACGACCGAGUGUGUGUGUGUGAUACGUGGAGAGAUGGAGUGGCGUCACUCAGGGGUGUGUUUAACUGAGAAAUGGCCGGGGUGUCGACCACCCUGGAGGAGGGUGACUGACCGCACUGUUGGGCCAGAGUAGGCAGGUAUGGCCAUAGUUGAGCGAACGAUGGAGUCGGCUGUCAUCAUCACCUGUCCAGAUGAGGUGACGCUUUGUCACCAGUGGCCACGAAGUGAACGGCGACUGGGAAACUUGGUUAACGAGACGUCAGGCCCCCCCAUCAACAUAAAGACGUCACAUUCUCACCACGGUGUUGGCGGCCAACUUUGAUUUUGUUGACUUUUUUAUUUGAUGUUUGCGAUUGUUCCAAAAAAAAUAAAACAUUAAUC